AUGGUAAAUUCCCCUCCCCCCUGUUAUGAAGAAAUUACCUCCUUCCACUCUAUUGAUAUCGAUAACCCUCACCCUCCAGCCACCCUAUCGACGGACGUCCGUCUAAUCAACGACGGUUCAAUCGACGGUAUUAAAUCACCCGCCGCCACAAAGAUCCAAAACCCUAACUUCAAAUCAACCAAAAUGGCUAAAAAAACCAGAACAAUCACCACCAAAAACCGAACAAGUGUGCAACGAAAACCCUUAAAGAACAAAAACAUACGAAAAAGACCUCGUAAUGAACAAGAUGAUGAUUCAACAACCGAACAAGAAGCGGAACCUUCAGUUAUAAUCAACAAGAAAAAACAAAUUACACCGGAUAAUAAACUCCACUUUGCAACAGCACCAUCAAAACGUUCAACAGAUGACCAACAGCAUCCAGUUGCAGCAGACAUAAAAGCAACAAUAUUCCAAUUUGAUUCAUCAAAAGAAAUUCAUGGGUAUACGGAUUAUAAAGCGGGGUUUAGGCGAGACCGGACAUUUGUAAGGAUUGUAAGGAGACCGAGUAUUGUGGGUACGGUGAUUCGUGGGGAUUAUAAGUCGGGGUGGCAGAUGGAGAAGGAGUGGGAUGAAGCUGAGAAAGCGAGGAAGAGAAAAUUGGCGGUGAAAGGAUAUAAUGAUGAUGAGAAGGAUGGACUUCCGUUCGCUUGUUUUAUCUACAAAUAG
Molecule: messenger RNA, 705 nt
Organism: Helianthus annuus (common sunflower)
Lineage: Eukaryota; Viridiplantae; Streptophyta; Magnoliopsida; Asterales; Asteraceae
Product: zinc finger CCCH domain-containing protein 1-like
Exons: 3
Coding region: 1-705 (234 amino acids)
Biological process (GO): snoRNA splicing
Cellular component (GO): U2-type spliceosomal complex
Source: RefSeq, a predicted model, not a curated record